Molecule: messenger RNA, 2255 nt
Organism: Oncorhynchus mykiss (rainbow trout)
Lineage: Eukaryota; Metazoa; Chordata; Actinopteri; Salmoniformes; Salmonidae
Product: forkhead box protein I3-B
Biological process (GO): anatomical structure morphogenesis; regulation of transcription by RNA polymerase II; cell differentiation
Molecular function (GO): DNA-binding transcription factor activity, RNA polymerase II-specific; RNA polymerase II cis-regulatory region sequence-specific DNA binding
Source: RefSeq, a predicted model, not a curated record
UGUGCAACAGUUGACAGUGCUGACAGAGCGAGGGCAAAGAGUAAACAGGUAGAGGUAGAGGUGUAGAGAGAGAGAGAGAGAGAGAGAGACCCCGCGGGCACAACUCAGACACUAAAACAGUCAUCAUCUUCCAAGGACCAGAACAACACCGGUGAGAGAGAGACAAGAGAUUCUGACCAUGGCGUCGUUCGAACCUCAGGGCCAGUCUCCUCCUUGCUGUGGCCCCCAGUUCCCCAGCUUGGGCCAGGAACCUCCAGAACUCAGCAUGUACAGUGACUGCUACUAUCCUCCGCCAUCGCUCCCCAGCCCCCAGCGUACCCCCGACACCUCCUACGACUACAGCACCUCCUCCCCCAACCCUUACCUGUGGUUCAACGGAUCCGGCAUCAACGCUCCCCCAUACCUGGCCACUGCAGGGCCUCCAGGUAACCCCGGGCCCCCCUUCGUCCCCCAGCACUACGGAAUGCAGAGGCCCUACCUGGGGUCCAGCGGGGCGGGGGUCCCUGGGGGGGAGCUGAGCUGGUUCUCUCUGCCCUCACAGGAAGACCUGAUGAAGCUGGUACGCCCGCCCUACUCCUACUCUGCCCUCAUCGCCAUGGCGAUCCACGGCGCCCCGGAGCGGCGGCUGACCCUGAGUCAGAUCUACCAGUACGUGGCCGAUAACUUCCCCUUCUACAACAAGAGCAAGGCUGGCUGGCAGAACUCGAUCAGGCACAACCUGUCACUUAACGACUGCUUCAAGAAGGUCCCCAGAGACGAGGACGAUCCUGGUAAGGGUAACUACUGGACACUAGACCCAAACUGUGAGAAGAUGUUUGACAAUGGAAACUUCCGUCGUAAGAGAAAGAGGAAGUCUGAUUCGCUGUCUGGAGGAGAGGGGGAGUCAGUAGGGCUGGAGUCAGGUGAUCCCAAUGACCGGGGGAGUCCCCAACCCCCCAGCAACCAUGGGAUCGACAUGUCCCCCACGCCAGAGAGAAUCCCCUCCCCUUCCUCCUCAGGUACCGCCCCUUGCCUGAGCAGCUUCCUGUCUGAGAUGUCUGGAGUGGCGUCUGGGGGAGCCAAUGUAAUCGGAGGAGAUUCGCUGAACCAUGCCCUGCCCAUAACCCUUACCCUGGACGGGACCCAGAGGCCUACACAGCCUGGGGGUUUUGGUAGUUACUGCCCUAGUUCAGGUGCUUCGGAGUGGGCUUCCCAGCUACCGCCUCCUCCUGGCCUCUCCUCCUCGCCCACCCACUCCUCCCUGGGUUACAGCAGCCCCAUCCUCAGCCAGUUCAAUGGGCAUUUCUACCCUGGCUUGGGCUCAGCAAGCAUCCUAUACCCACGGGAAGGCACAGAGGUCUGAAGAGACUGAUAGAGAGGGAGACAAGGAUGGGCAGAAGACAACUAGAGGUCUAAAGACACUAAAGAAAGAAGGAGAGUGAGAAAGAGACUUCUACCUGAGACUGAACUGUCUACACACACACACACACACACACACACACACACACACACACACACAUACACACACACACACACACACACACACACAGUAGUCCGUUAGCGCUGACAGGGCAGGGCUCAGUUGCAUGUGACAGCAGGAUGAGCAGUGCCUGGUUCCCAAGGAAACAGCAGAGUCAGCCAUGACACACAAAUCUAUAAUUGCUGACUGUCAUGACAUUUUGUAUAUAUUUGUAUUUAAGGUGUGUAUUUUAUUGGUCGUGUAUGUGUUUUUAUCUCUGAGUGCUUGCGUUUAAAACAUUUGUUCAACAUGUGCCAUUGUAGAAUAGUGAUUUGCGAUGGAUGGCACAGACCUGGGUUCAGAUACAUGUGUAUUGAGUAUUUGUUAUUCAAAUAUUUUGUUCUGUGUAUUUAAGUAUUUUCAAAUAAACAGCUCAAAACAAGUACUUUUAAUUGGGCAUUUGAAUGGUUAUUUGUGAAAAAAACCAAAUAGUAAACCAAAUUGAAUCUGAAAGUAUUUUCAAAUAUUUAUUUCAUAUACUCGUUUCAGAUACCUGGGGUAAAUGCAUGGGAGAGUAUUUGAGUCAGUGUAUUUGAGUAUUUCCUAAUACUUUCCAAGUGUAUUUACAAAUAAAUGUCAAUAUUCAACUACUUGUUUUUUUUUUCAAAUAAAUUUGAUCUGAAUACUUGUUUUGAAUUGUAUUGAAAAGUAAUUGCAAUACCUUAAAUAGCAUUUGAACCCAGGUCUGGUACGGCUUAUACCAACAUUGGUCUGAUGUUUGUUUUUGAUAAGAAUAAUAAAAUACAGAAAAACUUUC